AUGCAAUUAUUAUUGUCAUUUUUUCUUUCUCUCUCCGUAUUUCGAUGCAGUUUCUUUUCUUUUUAUUCUUUUUUCGUUUUCCCCCUUUUCUUUCCAUUUUCUCGUUUCCUUUUCUUGUUUCUUUCGUCUCUAUUCUUUUUCUUCCUCUUUAUUUUUUUCUUUCUUUGUCUUUUUCUUUUGAUUCUUUUUCUCUUUCUUUUUCUUUUCAAUUCUCUUUCUUUUUCUUUUCAUGUCUCUUUCUUUUUUCUUUUCAUUUCUCUUUCUUUUUCUUUUCAUUUCUCUUUCUUUUUUCUUUUCAUUUCUCUUUUCAUUUCUCUUUCUUUUUCUUUUCAUUUCUCUUUCUUUUUCUUUUCAUUUCUCUUUCUUUUUCUUUUCAUUUCUCUUUCUUUUUUCUUUUCAUUUCUCUUUCUUUUUCUUUUCAUUUCUCUUUCUUUUUUCUUUUCAUUUCUCUUUCUUUUUUCUUUUCAUUUCUCUUUCUUUUUCUUUUCAUUUCUCUUUCUUUUUUCUUUUCAUUUCUCUUUCUUUUUUCUUUUCAUUUCUCUUUCUUUUUCUUUUCAUUUCUCUUUCUUUUUUCUUUUCAUUUCUCUUUCUUUUUCUUUUCAUUUCUCUUUCUUUUUUCUUUUCAUUUCUCUUUCUUUUUUCUUUUCAUUUCUCUUUCUUUUUGUCUUCUUUUUCCUAUUCAUUUCUUUUUAUUUUCUUUCUUUGUCUUUUGUCUUUGAUUCUUUCUUUCUAUCUUUUCUUUUUCAUUUCUCUGUUUUAUCUUCCUUUUUCUUUUUGUCUUCUUUUCCCCGAGUCAUUUUUUUUAUUUCCUUCUCAUUUCGUCUUUUCAGUUUUGUUCUUUCUUUGUGCCUACUCUUUUUCUUCUUUUUGCUUUUUCUUUUUCUCUUUUUCUCUAUUUUUGGUUUUCUCCCUUCGUUUUCUUCUCUUUCCCUUUUCUUUUUUUAUUCAUUUUCAUUUCUUUUCUUCUUUUUCUUUUUUUUUCAUUUUCUUUUCUUUUUUUUUGUUUCCCCCUUUUUGGCUUUUCUUAGUUUUUCUAUAUAUUUUUUUGCUUUCUCAUUUCUUUUUCUUCUGUUUUCUUUUCCUUCUCUCUUCCCUUUCUUCUCUUUUCAUUUCUUACUUCGAAGUUAA
Molecule: messenger RNA, 1128 nt
Organism: Acanthosepion pharaonis
Lineage: Eukaryota; Metazoa; Mollusca; Cephalopoda; Sepiida; Sepiidae
Source: the annotation of a GenBank genome assembly